GUCACUCUUCAACAUCCAACAAAUCCAUGUGAAUCCAAUAACGCUCGAUCAAUUCAACCAGAUAAACAGCAAUAACCAUGGCCACUCUGAGUAAAGGUCUGCAACACCUCAAACGUUUUUCAACUUGUGAUAUCGGCGAUGCCCUCGUCAAGCUCAAACAGCCGUAUGGCGGCUUCCUUGAUGGCCUCAAAAUGUUCUCCCCUGGACCUGGAACCAGCAUUUACGGACCUGCCGUGACCGUCAAAAUGGUCGAAACCAACAGUCCCGGACCGAAGCCUGAUGUGCAUUUUGCGGAUGCUAACAAGGAGGGACAUAUCAUGUACAUCCAACAGCCAAAGGGGCUGUAUUCAGCGUGCUGGGGAGGAUUAAUGUCUACGAGAGCCCAGAAAAUGGGAGGCCAGGGGGUGAUUAUCGAUGGGAGAAUGAGAGAUGUUCAAGAGCACAAGGAUUUGAAGUUCCCGGUCUUUGCGCGAGGAACGUCUGUUCUAGGAUCGAAUACCUUCACUCGGGCGUCUGAGAUCAACGUCCCUCUUCAGUUCAAAGGCGAUCUCUGGAUUCAUCCAAAUGACAUCUUGGUUGGAGAUGAAAAUGGGGUUGUCGUUGUUCCGCCUUCUCUCAUCCAGAAUACUAUUGAAUUGUGCCAGGAACGAUGGGAAGUAGACGAGAAGACCUUCGCUGCUUUGUGUGCUGGAGAGAAAAUGGGCCCAACUAUUCAGAGGCUGCGAAAGUAGCCAUUUUGCCUUUAGAUUCAGAUUAUAUAAUUUCAACUCUAU
Molecule: messenger RNA, 773 nt
Organism: Aspergillus wentii DTO 134E9
Lineage: Eukaryota; Fungi; Ascomycota; Eurotiomycetes; Eurotiales; Aspergillaceae
Product: RraA family protein
Exons: 3
Coding region: 78-731 (217 amino acids)
Source: RefSeq, a predicted model, not a curated record